CUCCACCCCCUGUUUCCGUCGCGAGCAGAGGCCGCGCGGGUUGGUGAGCGGUGGCCUUGUGCGCGCGCUGGGCGUCAGACAGAGGAAGACCAACGCGGACGCCGCGGGAGUCGGAUCUGAAGGAGUCCUAGUUGCUGUGGGGCCGCCGCAACUGCCGCGAGCCCCAGGACCAACGCCAGGCCGAAGAGGGCGCCGCGCGGCGGAUUUGGCAAGAUGACCCAGUUCCUGCCACCCAACCUUCUAGCUCUCUUUGCCCCCCGUGACCCUAUACCAUACCUGCCACCCCUGGAGAAACUGCCACAUGAAAAGCACCACAAUCAACCUUACUGUGGCAUUGCACCAUACAUCCGAGAAUUUGAGGACCCUCGAGAUGCCCCUCCUCCAACACGUGCUGAAACCCGGGAGGAGCGCAUGGAGCGUAAGAGACGAGAAAAGAUUGAGCGGCGACAGCAGGAAGUAGAGACAGAGCUAAAGAUGUGGGACCCACACAAUGAUCCCAAUGCUCAGGGCGAUGCCUUCAAGACUCUCUUUGUGGCCAGAGUGAACUAUGACACAACAGAAUCCAAGCUUCGGAGAGAAUUUGAAGUGUACGGACCCAUCAAAAGAAUACACAUGGUGUACAGCAAGCGCUCAGGAAAGCCCCGUGGCUACGCCUUCAUUGAGUACGAGCAUGAGCGGGAUAUGCACUCCGCUUACAAACACGCAGAUGGCAAGAAGAUUGAUGGCAGGAGAGUCCUCGUGGAUGUGGAGAGGGGCCGGACUGUGAAGGGCUGGAGGCCCCGGCGGCUGGGAGGCGGCCUUGGUGGUACCAGAAGAGGUGGGGCUGAUGUGAACAUCCGGCAUUCAGGCCGGGAUGAUACAUCCCGCUAUGAUGAGAGGCCUGGCCCCUCCCCGCUUCCACACAGGGACCGGGACCGGGACCGCGAGCGGGAGCGUAGAGAGCGGAGCAGGGAGAGAGACAAAGAGCGGGAAAGGCGACGCUCCCGCUCUCGUGACCGUCGGAGGCGCUCAAGGAGUCGUGACAAGGAUGAGCGUCGUCGAUCCAGGGAGCGGAGUAAGGACAAGGACCGAGACCGGAAGCGGCGAAGCAGUCGGAGCCGGGAACGGGCACGGCGGGAGCGGGAACGCAAGGAGGAGCUGCGUGGUGGUGGUGGUGGUGGUGGUAGUGGUGGCGGCGGCGGCGGCGGCAGUGGCGGCGGCAGUGGCGGCGGUGGUGGUGGCAGUGGUGACAUGGCUGAGCCAUCUGAGCCUGGUGAUGCGCCUCCUGAUGAUGGGCCUCCUGGCGAGCUUGGGCCUGACGGGCCUGAUGGCCCAGAGGAGAAGGGUCGGGAUCGUGACCGGGAACGACGUCGGAGCCACCGGAGUGAGCGGGAACGACGCCGGGACCGGGACCGUGACCGUGAUCGAGAGCACAAGCGGGGAGAGCGGGGUGGUGAGCGGGGCAGGGAUGAGGCCCGAGGUGGGGGUGGGGGUGGCCAGGACAACGGGUUAGAAGGUCUGGGCAAUGACAGCCGUGACAUGUACAUGGAGUCAGAGGGUGGUGAUGGAUACAUGGCUCCGGAGAAUGGGUAUCUCAUGGAGGCGGCACCUGAAUGAAGAGGUCUUGCCAGCUGUUCUAUUUGGACGUGUUUCCACCCAUCCCUCACUGUCAUCCUUUCCCCAUCCUUCCUGGCCACCUCAGUUUGCCCUCCAAGGGCAGGAGUUUCUUUGUUCUGGCCCCUUGGAUUUAAGAAUAAAAUUAAUUUCCUGUUG
Molecule: messenger RNA, 1752 nt
Organism: Octodon degus (degu)
Lineage: Eukaryota; Metazoa; Chordata; Mammalia; Rodentia; Octodontidae
Gene: Snrnp70
Product: small nuclear ribonucleoprotein U1 subunit 70
Exons: 10
Coding region: 214-1596 (460 amino acids)
Biological process (GO): mRNA splicing, via spliceosome
Cellular component (GO): precatalytic spliceosome; U2-type prespliceosome; U1 snRNP
Molecular function (GO): mRNA binding; U1 snRNA binding
Source: RefSeq, a predicted model, not a curated record